UUUUUUCCUUUCCCUCUCUGCACAGAGCUCCAUGAGGGACCUGCACAAGUCUGAGGUGCUGGGGAGCAAGCGCGGCCUGGGGAUGUCAUGGCGGCCGCAGUACCGCAGCUCCAAGUUCCGGAAUGUUUACGGGAAGGCGGCGAGCCGGGAGCACUGCUUCGACGGAAUCCCCAUCACCAAGAACGUCCACGACAACCAUUUCUGCGCCGUCAACGCGCGCUUCCUGGCCAUCGUCACCGAGAGCGCCGGCGGCGGCUCCUUCCUCGUCAUCCCGCUGGAGCAGGUGAGAUUCCCAAUGGGAAUUCCUACAUGGAGCCAUCCCAAAAUGUCCGAAUAUUUGCCUGGUUUGGAUUCCCAAAGUGUCCCAAUUCCUUCUGCUUUUACUGGGGUUUCCUCAUCAUCCUGCUGGAGCAGGAAUUCCCAAAAAAGUGUCCAGAUCUCCUUUUACUGGCGUUUCCUCAUCAUCCUGCUGGAGCAGUGUCCCAAUUCCUACUCCUUUUACUGGGGUUUCCUCAUCAUCCCGCUGGAGCAGGUGCGGAUCUGGGAGAUUCCGGAGGGAGGGCUGAAGCGGAACAUGACGGAGGCGGUGCUGGAGCUGUACGGGCACAGCCGGCGCGUGGGGCUCGUGGAGUGGCACCCCACCACCAACAACAUCCUCCUCAGCGCCGGCUACGACUACAAGGUGCUGAUCUGGAACCUGGACAUCGGCGAGCCGGUGAAGAUGAUCGACUGCCACACGGACGUGAUCCUCUGCAUGUCCUUCAACACCGACGGCAGCCUGCUGGCCACCACCUGCAAGGACAAGAAGCUGCGCGUGGUGGAGCCGCGCUCCGGGAGGGUCCUGCAGNUGGAAUUGCGUGGAUGGCUGAUCCCGGUGCUCUCCGCAGGGGUGAUGCCGAAGCACGGCCUGGACGUCUCCGCCUGCGAAGUUUUCCGUUUCUACAAACUCAUCACCCUCAAGGGGCUCAUCGAGCCCAUCUCCAUGAUCGUCCCCAGGCGGUCGGAGACGUACCAGGAGGACAUUUAUCCCAUGACUCCGGGCACGGAGCCAGCCCUGACCCCGGACGAGUGGCUCAGUGGGGUCAACAGAGAUCCCAUCCUGGUGUCGCUGAAGGAGGGGUACAAGAGGAAUUCCAAGAUCGUCUUCAAGGCGCCGGUGAGGGAGAAGAAAAGCGUGGUGGUCAACGGGAUCGACCUCCUGGAGAACGUCCCACCCCGCACGGAGAACGAG
Zonotrichia albicollis (white-throated sparrow) is the source of this 1231-nucleotide messenger RNA. The record is from RefSeq and is a predicted model, not a curated record. Lineage: Eukaryota; Metazoa; Chordata; Aves; Passeriformes; Passerellidae.